AUCCGGUGACGCACAGUUAAAACUGCGUCGCGUCUAAAAAGGCUUGAUACAAAAUGACAAAAAUAUGCCAACAUGGUUGUGAGCGUGUUUACAGAUUCAGGUCAGACUUUGAAAGGAGAUGAAACACUGAAGCCAUCUUAAUAAGAAAUGCUCUCCAGAGCUCGCUGGGAGAAAGAUGCCGUCAAAAUAAAAGGAAUUGGAUAUCACAGGUUUAAUGAUUUCACUGUCAGAAUGAAUGAUGGCAGAGUAUGAAGAUAAGACGGAAAAAUAAAGGAGUCUGAUGGUGUGAAAACUCAGCCUGACAUGUUAGUGCUUUCUGCAAUACAGCCAUCAUCCCGCUCUCACGUUUGGAGCUCGCAUUUAGAUCUCUGAAUGGACUGUGUUUGCCAUAUAAUGGGGAAUCAAAGACAUGUGCUAUCGUGUAAAAAAAAAAAAAAAGAAAGCUCAUCUGCCUGACAGUCUGACACAUUUCACUUCUGCUCGGGCCCCCGAGGGCUUAAGAAGAAGCAUCCCUAACAGGAGUUGUGAAGCUGCGCUUACAUGCUUUCUCCCAGCCUCUGAAGAUAUGCAGAAAGGCUAAGAGAGGCUGACACAAUUUCAAGGAGUCGCAGCUGAGCAAAAGCUCACUGCUCACUCCAGUGAAUAUGGGCAUCCGUUGGCAAGCUCAAAGUUUGGAUAACUCCAGCUUGCAGCCGGCAGCAGAGAUUAAAGCUGUGUGUUUAGAUGUGGAUGGCAGGGACUGGCCGGGUUGAAGUUUUCCCCACAGGCACGGAACAUGGCAGCUAAGGUCAGGGGCCUGCCACAUCACAGCACUAAAAAUAUCCUCUGCAUUUGAUGCUUGUCACAGAGGCGGUUAUACAAUCUGUGUCCUGACUCAAGGCUGCCAGGACUGAGAAUCUCACCAUGUUCUGCUGCACAACGAGCUGCCAGAACGUAGAAAAAUCAAACUCUUGAGUGAAAAACAAAAAAAAAAUUGCCACGUUGGAUUGGUGAGUUUGAGACCAUCGAAGGGCAUUUCCGUUUCCUCGUCCUUGGGAAGCUAAAGAGAGAGAGAGAAAAAAAAUGGCUUCCCACGAGUGGAAGAAAAACGUUGCGAAAGCAGCAGAGGAAUCCGGUCCAACAGAUGACUAUGUCACACCUGGGGGCUACGAGCUGGAGAAAAUCCUCAACCGUGGGAGUGUGGCUUACACUCAUGUCAAUGAAGUCUGGCCUCAUGUCUAUAUUGGGGAUGAGGAGACAGCAAAGGACAAGGUCAAGCUGAGGAGUCUGGGGGUCACACAUGUCCUGAACGCAGCAGAGGGGACGUGGAACAACGUGGACACCGGGCCUGCCUACUACUCUGACAUGAACAUCGUUUACUACGGCGUGGUAGCAGAGGACGUCCAGACGUUCGAUCUCAGCCAGUAUUUCUUCUCAGCCGCUCAGUUUAUCCACGAAACUCUGAGCGACCCUCAAAAUAAGCUGCUGGUGCACUGCGUGAUGGGAAGGAGUCGCUCGGCCACUCUCUUCCUCGCCUAUCUGAUGAUCCACGAGAAGAUGACGGUGGUGGACGCCAUCGAGCACGUGAAGAAACGCAGACGGAUCAUCCCCAACUGGGGCUUUCUGAAGCAGCUCAGGGAGUUGGAUCAGCAGCUCCAGGAGAACAGAAGCAGCUCAGCGUAGUAUUCAGACCUCAAGAAUUUAAAUGAGUUUUCAACCUUAUGGGAGACAGAUUAUACAAAAUAAUCUCAUUUUAAAACAAAAUUGGGGAAAAAUCUAAAAAAAAAAGCAACACAUCUGUUAGUUACACUUUUAAAUUAACAGCUUAUUCCUUGAAAUCAUGCUGCGUGAUGACAAAUAUUUAUCAAUAUCAUGUGUCAAAGUCAAGGCAGUAAUUAUAUCCGGCCCUCCAGAUCAUUUUAUAUUAUUAUCAUUACUAACGGCCUGAUGUUCUCUUGCUGACACUACGAUUAUGGAGGCAGUGAGAUCAGUUAAAAUUACUUCUCUUUCUUUAUUAAACUUCGCAUUUUACAUCACAAAGGUGUCAUCAUCCUCUCCCUCAUGGUGUAGAAAAAAAAUAAACAUAACCAGAUAAAAUAAACAAAAACAUUGACAAAAUCCACACUUAAAUCCCAAUCCGCCCAGACAGGCAAAGGGAAUGAUACCCAAAUGCUCGGCCCGUGAACUACUGUGUUUUGGAUUUC
Oryzias melastigma (Indian medaka) is the source of this 2183-nucleotide messenger RNA. Its product is annotated as dual specificity phosphatase DUPD1. Gene Ontology annotation, cellular component: cytoplasm. Gene Ontology annotation, biological process: negative regulation of MAPK cascade; protein dephosphorylation. Gene Ontology annotation, molecular function: MAP kinase phosphatase activity; protein tyrosine/serine/threonine phosphatase activity. NCBI's taxonomy places the organism in Eukaryota, Metazoa, Chordata, Actinopteri, Beloniformes, Adrianichthyidae. The transcript is spliced from 3 exons. The record is from RefSeq and is a predicted model, not a curated record. Bases 1063 to 1662 code for a protein of 199 amino acids.